Messenger RNA from Marmota flaviventris (yellow-bellied marmot), 1878 nucleotides. RefSeq names its product cytochrome P450 family 20 subfamily A member 1 (gene Cyp20a1). Gene Ontology annotation, cellular component: membrane. The record is from RefSeq and is a predicted model, not a curated record. Gene Ontology annotation, molecular function: iron ion binding; oxidoreductase activity, acting on paired donors, with incorporation or reduction of molecular oxygen; monooxygenase activity. Lineage: Eukaryota; Metazoa; Chordata; Mammalia; Rodentia; Sciuridae.
GCCAGGCUGGGGCGCUGCGGCCAGAGCCGAGGAUCCGGGACGUGGCUCCUGGACGGAGAACCAUGCUGGACUUCGCGAUCUUCGCUGUGACCUUCCUGCUGGCGCUGGUCGGAGCAGUGCUCUACCUCUACCCGGCUUCCAGACAGGCUGCAGGAAUUCCAGGGAUUACUCCAACUGAAGAAAAAGAUGGUAAUCUUCCAGAUAUAGUGAACAAUGGAAGUUUACACGAGUUCCUGGUUGGUUUGCAUGAGAGAUAUGGGCCUGUGGUUUCUUUCUGGUUUGGCAGGCGUCUUGUGGUUAGUUUGGGCACUGUGGAUGUACUGAAGCAGCAUAUCAACCCCAAUAAGACAUUGGACCCUUUUGAAACCAUGCUAAAGUCGUUAUUGAAAUACCAAUCUGGCAAUGGGAGUGGAAGUGAAAACCACCUGAGGAAAAAAUUGUAUGAAAAUGGUGUGACUAAGUCUCUGCAGAGUAAUUUUGCUCUCCUGCUGAAGCUUUCAGAAGAAUUAUUAGACAAAUGGCUCUCCUACCCAGAGACCCAGCAUGUACCCCUCAGCCAGCAUAUGCUUGGUUUUGCUAUGAAGUCUGUUACACAGAUAGUAAUGGGUAGUACAUUUGAAGAUGACCAGGAAGUCAUUCGCUUCCAAAAGAAUCAUGGCACAGUUUGGUCUGAGAUUGGAAAAGGCUUUCUAGAUGGGUCACUUGAUAAAAGUGCAACUCGGAAAAAACAAUAUGAAGAUGCCCUCAUGCAAUUGGAAUCUGUUUUAAAGAAAAUCAUAAAAGAACGAAAAGGAAGGAACUUCAGUCAACAUAUUUUCAUUGACUCCUUAGUACAGGGAAACCUUAAUGACCAACAGGUCCUAGAAGACAGUAUGAUAUUUUCUCUGGCUGGUUGCAUAAUAACUGCGAAAUUGUGCACCUGGGCAAUCUGUUUUUUAACUACUUCUGAAGAAGUUCAAAGAAAACUACAUGAAGAGGUAGACCAAGUAUUUGGGAAGGGUCCUAUUACUCCAGAAAAAAUUGAGCAUCUCAGAUAUUGUCGGCAAGUGCUUUGUGAAACUGUUAGGACUGCCAAAUUGACCCCAGUUUCUGCCCGGCUUCAAGAUAUUGAAGGAAAAAUUAACCAAUUUAUUAUUCCUAAAGAGACUCUUGUUCUUUAUGCGCUCGGUGUGGUACUUCAAGAUCCUAUUACUUGGCCAUCACCACACAAGUUUGAUCCAGAUCGCUUUGAUGAUGAAUCAGCAAUGAAAACUUUCUCUUUGCUUGGAUUUUCAGGCACACAGGAAUGCCCAGAGUUAAGGUUUGCAUAUAUGGUGACCACUGUGCUUCUCAGUGUGUUGGUGAAGAGACUGCGCCUACUCUCUGUAGAGGGACAAGUUAUUGAAACAAAGUAUGAACUGGUCACAUCAUCAAGGGAAGAAGCUUGGAUCACUGUCACAAAGAGACAUUAAAAUUGUAAACAUUUAAAAUCUUUGUUAAAUCAACUGAGGAAAAUGGCCAUUUAGAAAAUAUGUGUUGGAUCCUUUUAUAAACCAAGUAUUAUAACAUAAACACUAUUACUUCAUUAUGUAAAUUUGGAUUUUUAUAUAUAUUAUUUUCUUAGGGCAUGAUACACAUUUAUCCUUAUUGCACCAGUAUAUGGAUAAUUUUAAUAGGCAGCUUUAAUUUUCUACUUUUAGUUUUUAUGAUUUUCUAAGCCAUGAUUUUCAUCUUCUUUUUCUUAGCUUGAUCUCUAAAAUUCUUGAACAGAGAAAUUAUUUUGAACAAGUUGGGGAAUCAUGUUUUUGAAUAUUCACACAUACAAAAAAAAUUCGGUCUCCACACACCAAGAAGUCCUGACUCCUUUUUAUAUUUCCAAUAAAUCACCUUAAAGGGAAA